Messenger RNA from Bursaphelenchus okinawaensis, 1860 nucleotides. NCBI's taxonomy places the organism in Eukaryota, Metazoa, Nematoda, Chromadorea, Rhabditida, Aphelenchoididae. The record is from the annotation of a GenBank genome assembly.
AUGUCCGAAGAUGUUAUGGACGCAGCAAGAAGUGCUAUGCUGGACUUUUGCAUGGAACAGUACCAACAAGCAGACGCCUUUGCGGAUACGGGCUGGGAAUCCACAUACAAAUUGAGAGCACAAAAUAAUAAUCCGGAGAUAUAUGAAGAGAAGUGUGUAGAUAAGAAGGCAUUGGAAAAUGAUAUUGACAUACUUAGUUAUGAAGUGCCUUCUUGGCUACGGGUAAGCGUUUUUUGUCAAUUUUUAUUGUUUCUGCAUCAGUAAUAUCUGUUUUGUUUUUUCAGAAUUUUCGCAAACCUAUACACCCGCCCGUCCCAUCAGCUCCUAAACUUCGACCUGUAGAGCCGAUAAUAGCGAGAGAACCCAAAUGGUACUACGACAAGCCCUCUCCCAACAUAUCAACCCCACUUAACGAGUUCAAAGACAAGAUAUAUCCAUUGAGAAACCCAAUUAAAUUGCUUCAAGGGGCCCGGCCGUUUCACUUCUACCUCUGCCCACCGGUCGAUUACCUCAUUGCUUGGACUGACAAUUGCACAGCUUUGGGAUAUGUAAAGAACUUUGAAGAUGCUACUGAAAAUCCACCGUUAUGUCUACGAUUCGGAGGUUUCUGGUCGGAAAAAGCGUGUAAAUCAAUGUACGUUGGGUGUACGGUGAGGGUAAAGGCAUACCUACAGUUGAAGGAGGAUAUUUAUACGGAUGAACCACUUCCAGUGGUUCCUAGGGGAAGUGUAGAAGACAGCAAAGAUUUGUUGUUUAAGGGUAUGUUAAAGUGUUUUUAGGGCGCUAGGACAAAUGCGGUUUUUGGACAUUUGCGGAUCUGCGGUUUUUAGACACUUGCGGAUUUUGGACAUUUGCGGAUUUUUUAAAGGGGUUUUUUUAAUUUUUUAUUUAAUUUAGUUGUAGUAUGGUACUAAAUGGUAAUAAAGUUUAAAUGGUUCACUGUCUUAAUAUUUCUUAAUUUUAAAUAGUACUAAAUUUUUAAUCGGUACUGUUUUUAUAUUUUUGGUACUAAAUAGUACUAAAAGCCCAAAGAGGUACUGUUAUGUUAAAACCGUACCAAUUCAAACUUUAGUACAAUUUAGUACCAUAAAACAACUAAAUUAACUAAAAAAUAAAAAAAAACCUUUAAAAAAUCCGCAAAUGUCCAAAAUCCGCAAGUGUCCAAGAACCGAAGAUCUGCAAGUGUCUAAAAACCGCAGAUCCGCAAAUGUCCAAAAACCGCAUUUGUCCUAGCGCCGUUUUUAGACUAAUCUGUCUUGUGAUUUAGUCAUUAAUAACGAUUAUAAUAAUGAUCCUUGCAGGAAUACCAAUGCCAUCAGGAUACGCAGCUGAAUGGGCAGUAAUUUAUCGGCCUAAAAUCAUUCGAAGUUUAGGUCUUUUUAAGAAGGACAUGUCACAAAUGACCAAGGGUAAUUUUCUGAAUCUCUCUGGUAUUGUGUAUGACUUUGAAUACGAACAAGAACUGUGUGUAUCGCAUGAAAAAUGGCCAAUUCCUGAAUGUAAGAAGUUGCCAGAAGUCGACUCGGCUGUGGUUAUCAACUGGAUUGAGGUAAGGGUUAGUUUAAAAAAUAAAAAGUAAGGGUUACUAAAAUAGAUGAAUAGGGGAGAAAUAGAUUUAAUGGACUAUUAGAUAUGUUAUAUAUGAUGGUUUACGUAGCUCACCACAUUAAAGUAAUAUUUUGAAUUAAUUAAUUUUAGAUUCAAGAAAAAGUUAUAGUGCACGACUCUAACCAUUGGCAAAAGAUAUUGUUGCCAGAAUAUAUGCAUUAUUAUCUAAAAACGAGUAAUGCUACAUCAAGUGUUUACAUAUUUGGCUGGGUGGACUUGACAAUCGAACCAUCUAGGACGUUUGAGGAUUAG